AUGGGUUAUAAAAAUCACCCCGCCUAUCAGGCAUAUCUCAAUGGUGGAGUGCGACCAGAUCCUCGGCUCCUACCUCGCGUUCAGCAAAACACCGACGGCCAAUACUUUAUUAACCCAGGCGAACGGUAUUGUCGAUGGGUCGAGCCAGAUGGCAUGAUUUGCUCUCAGGACAAACUUUUUCUAAGUCCGAGUAAUCUGCGAAACCACUACUUCAGGGUGCACGAAAAGGUCCUUGAGAAAAGGCAAGACGGCAGGAACAAAGGCAUGACCGAGGAUGACCUUGUUCGCUGGUACUCAGCUCUUACGGCAAACAUUGCGCACGACUGGUCGCCACGAAAAGCCAAGGAACGUGGCAAGUCCCCGCCGCCGCAACCGAAGCCCUCGUUGCUUAGCCUCAUGGGAGGAGAACCUACUCCGCUGUAUGGGCCUGGUUCAGACCCAGUACCAGAGGAAGAUUCCGAUGACGGCCCCCCCAACGACUCUCCCACCGCUCUCCGAAGUCAGCGCGCCAACCACAGCAGUGAAGCCCGUGAACCGACCGAGGGCGAUGAUAGCCACAUAGUUCCUGAGUCUGAUUCACCCGGUCCCUCGAACAGGUCCAAACGCCCUGCCCACAUUUUGCCUCAUAUGCACACUCAAAAAUCGGCUUCAUACAAAUUACCGACAGUUAUGUCAUCGCAGAACAUUGUUUCAUCUCCAAGCGGUAUACCUUUCAGCUUGGCCAUUGAGUUCUGGUCAAUGCUCCCUCAUCAAUCAAGGCUUCUUCUCAUAUCUUCUACCACAGACGGAAUUAUUACAUAUAUUAGGAAACAAAACUUAUACACUUUAAAAACAUUCCUUGAACACUAUUAG
Messenger RNA from Fusarium mangiferae, 852 nucleotides. RefSeq lists its product as uncharacterized. Lineage: Eukaryota; Fungi; Ascomycota; Sordariomycetes; Hypocreales; Nectriaceae. Bases 1 to 852 code for a protein of 283 amino acids. The record is from RefSeq and is a predicted model, not a curated record. The transcript is spliced from 5 exons.